AUGCAACACCCUGUAACCGAAGAUAUUAUGGCGAAAGAUCAGUUCGAACAACCUAAGCGACACGUUCAUUUUGCUGAUGAUAGCAACGCAGACAAUGGUCGGAAGCUGUACAAAAUUGAAAUUCAGUCUGUCUUGUACUGCUCGAAAGCUAACUUUCAAGUGAUGUACAAACCGGAGAUGGAGCUGCGCAUUGUUGAGUCUAUGGUGCCGUUCCGCGGGCCAGCCUCUGGGCAGUGA
This is a messenger RNA of Haemonchus placei, 237 nucleotides long. The record is from the annotation of a GenBank genome assembly. Lineage: Eukaryota; Metazoa; Nematoda; Chromadorea; Rhabditida; Trichostrongylidae.